Molecule: messenger RNA, 2010 nt
Organism: Arthroderma uncinatum
Lineage: Eukaryota; Fungi; Ascomycota; Eurotiomycetes; Onygenales; Arthrodermataceae
Exons: 2
Coding region: 1-2010 (669 amino acids)
Biological process (GO): nucleotide catabolic process
Cellular component (GO): cytosol
Molecular function (GO): hydrolase activity
Source: RefSeq, a predicted model, not a curated record
AUGCGUCUCUCGGCCUUGAUCAGCGUUGCGGCCUACGCGGCGGCCGCAGUCGCCUGCGACUCCUGCGAUGAGCCCGGAAAGCCAGCCCAGCAUAACAGACUGGUGCGUCGGAUGCAGCCUGAAGCCCAGGGAGCACUCACGCAGCCAAAGGGCCCUCUUGAAUGGGGUCAGAUCAACUUCUUGCACACCACCGAUACCCACGGUUGGCUCGAGGGACAUCUGAAGGAGCAGAACUACGGCGCCGACUGGGGAGACUAUGCGUCUUUCGUGAAGCACAUGAGGAAGAAGGCUGAUAAGCUGCGUGUUGAUUUGCUUCUAGUUGAUACCGGUGACCUGCACGAUGGAAACGGUCUCAGCGACUCUACCUCGCCCAACGGCGUUGUGUCUGACGAGAUUUUCUCGAGGAUCGACUAUGACCUGUUGAGCAUUGGAAACCACGAGCUAUACGUGACUGAUGUCGCCUAUGAGACGUUUGCCAACUUCUCCAAGGCCUAUGGCGAUAGAUACGUGACCAGCAACGUCCAGAUCAUCAACAAGGAGACCGGCGAAUACGACUAUAUCGGGUCAAAGUACCGCUACUUCACCACCAAGCAAGGUCUCAAGGUCAUGGCCUUUGGUGUUCUCUUCGAAUUUACCGGAAACUCCAACGUGUCCAAGAUCAUCACAGCCGCUGACAUGGUCGAGGAGUCUUGGUUCAUUGAAACCGUCCAGACAGACGACCCGGUAGACCUGUUCGUCAUCUUUGGCCAUACUCCUGCUCGCACCAACGACAAAUUCCCAGCUCUCCGCACGCUGAGGGAGAAGAUCCAGGAGCUCCGUCCAGGCGUGCCCAUCCAGGCGUUUGGUGGCCACAACCACGUCAGAGAUUUCGUCGUUUACGAUGAGACAUCCACCGCUCUCGGAUCUGGACGAUACUGCGAGACCCUCGGAUGGCUGUCUAUGACCGGAAUCAAGUCCCGCUCCUUUAGAGGUAGCAGCAAGCCAAGGGGUGUUCCUAACCCAACCCGACGAGCAAUCAAGGGCGAUAAUACGUCCGAUGAUUCAUACAACUCCGCGGGUCGCAAUAGAAAACUGGACCUCCGCUAUGCUCGCCGUUAUCUUGACUGGAACCGCUUGACGUUUGCCUACCAUGCCACCAACUCGCAAGACAACCGUCUGGACACCAAGGAGGGUAAAGACAUCACACAAGAUAUCACCGGUGCCCGUAAAGAUCUCAACACGUCUACCGUUCUGGGAUGUGUCCCCGAAACCUACUGCCAGUACUGCGUUCCAUUCGAGGACAAGAACAACAUUUACCAGCUCGUCAUCGACAUGAUGGCCAAGGUCGUGGUCAAGGAAGACCGCAAGGAUAAGCCGAGACUGCUCCUCCUGAACACUGGUGGUGUGCGAUUCGACCUUGUCAAGGGGCCCUUCACCAAGGACGACGAAUACAUCGUCUACCCUUUCAAGAAUCAGUUCCAAUUCCUCCCCGACGUGCCUUACUCCGUCGCCAAGGACCUCUUGGAUGCCAUGAACAAGGGGCCCUACCAAAAGCGUGCAGAGGAGUACAUGUCAAUGCCUCCCCAGCAGAUACCUGAUGCUGAUAACGUCUGCGCCGACCCUUCACCAGAAUUCAUGGAGAUCAGACGCCGUGAAGCUCCACAGGGAUACAAGGCCUUUACCCGCCGCACCCUCGACUCCUCCAUGCUGUACCCUGGCUACAUCACCUCUGACGACUUCGGCACUGACGGUGAUGACACCCCACACUCGAGUAUCCCUUACCACAAGGUCCCAAUUGACAUCCAGGCCAACGCAUCCUUCCCCAUGGACGGCUCCACGCCUGACGUCGUCGACGUAUCCUUCGUCGACUUCAUCGGCGCCAAAUACGUUAUUCCUACCCUCAACAAGCUCGGCGGGAAAUACUCUGCCAGCGACAUCCAGAGCUACAAGGACUUUGGAGAAUCAAGCUUCCUACGCGAGUAUGCUCUCAAGUACUGGCAGGAGGGUUUGCCAAACUGUCCUACCUCAUAG